AACUAAAAUGCAAUUGAAUGCAGUUGCAACUUAAAAUUUGACUAGUUAAAACCUCCUCCAAGGGGAACUUUGGAUAUACCUCGAGGUUUGACAGCAAAAAGUGGAUUUUUCCACAAUAAUUUUCUGGGAAUUUAAAGUGGAAGCAGACUUAUUAAAAGAAAUUUCAUCAUGGGCGACAUGUUUCGCAGUGAACAAAUGGCCCUUUGCCAACUUUUCAUCCAGCCUGAAGCUGCUUAUGCAUCAGUUUCGGAACUGGGAGAAGCUGGAUGUGUUCAAUUUCGUGAUCUUAACGAUGGAUUAAAUUUAUUUCAACGAAAAUUCGUCGGUGAAGUUCGUCGCUGCGAAGAAUUAGAACGAAAAAUUCGUUACAUCGAAAAAGAACUUACCAAAAACGGUAUUGUCCUUCCCGAACUUAUCGACAAUAUUCCAAGUGCCCCAAAUCCCCGUGAAAUAAUCAAUUUAGAAGCACAUUUGGAAAAGACCGAAAAUGAAAUGUUGGAACUUAAUCAAAAUGAAGUCAAUUUAAAAUCAAAUUUUAUGGAACUCACUGAACUUAGGCAAGUUUUAGAAAAUACCGAAGGUUUCUUUUCCGAACAAGAAAAUUCCAAUUUCGAUUCGUAUCGUCGUUAUUCGAUUCAUGGAGUUUUAAAUAAUCAAAGUGGACGUGGUGAAUUAGCUUUUGUUGCGGGAAUUAUUAAACGGGAAAAACUAUUUAGUUUUGAAAGAAUGCUUUGGCGUAUAUCACGUGGAAAUGUAUUUUUGAGACGUGUUAAUUUAGAUGAACCGUUUAAAGACCCUUCGACAGGGCAUGAAAGUCAUAAAACCGUUUUUGUAGCAUUCUUUCAAGGUGAAGAACUUAAAAGUCGUAUUAAGAAGGUUUGCGCUGGUUUUCAUGCGGCUGUUUACCCUUGUCCAAGUUCUCAUACUGAACGUCACGAAAUGAUUAAAGGUGUUCGAACACGUUUGGAAGACUUGAAAAUGGUAUUAAAUCAAACCGAUGAUCAUCGUUCUAGGGUUUUGGCAACUGUUUCAAAAAAUCUAUCGACUUGGUCAAUCAUGGUGAAGAAAAUGAAAGCUAUCUACUUUACUCUUAAUCUUUUCAAUAUCGACGUUACACAAAAAUGUAUGAUCGGUGAAUGUUGGGUUCCAACAAACGACAUGAUGGUUGUUCAAAAUGCCUUAGCUCGUGGUUCUAAUGAAGUCGGGAACUCAAUUCCAUCGUUUUUGAAUGUGAUCAAUACCAAUGAACAACCACCGACUUAUAAUCGAACAAAUAAGUUUACCCAAGGCUUUCAAAACCUCAUUGAUGCCUAUGCUAUAGCUUCGUAUCGUGAGGUGAAUCCGGCUUUGUACACGAUCAUUACGUUUCCAUUUUUAUUCGCGGUUAUGUUUGGAGACGUUGGCCAUGGAUUGAUUAUGUUGAUGUUUGGAGCUUGGAUGGUUAUUUGGGAAAAGGGUUUGUCAAAAAUGCGAGGUGGUGGAGAGAUUUGGACAAUCUUCUUUGGUGGACGUUAUAUAAUUCUACUUAUGGGAAUGUUUUCUCUUUACACCGGAUUCAUUUACAAUGAUUUGUUUUCCAAGUCGAUGAAUAUAUUCGGUUCUGGUUGGAGAGUCCACUAUAACUAUUCUACUAUCAAGGAUAAUCCCACUUUACAGUUGAAUCCCAAGAACUACACAGUUGGAGUUUAUCACUUGGGCAUGGAUCCAAUUUGGCAAUUGGCUGAAAACAAGAUCAUAUUCCAAAACUCCUACAAAAUGAAACUCUCCAUUGUUUUUGGAGUGACUCAUAUGUUUUUUGGAGUUUGUAUGAGUGUAGUUAAUCAUGUUCAUUUCCGUCGAUGGGGAAGUAUAUUUAUGGAGUUUUUGCCACAAGUUUUGUUCUUGUUGUUGCUUUUUGGAUAUAUGGCAUUUAUGAUGUUUUUCAAGUGGAUUAAGUACACUGCUGAAACUGAUGUGUUGGAGAAUACACCUGGAUGUGCUCCAUCGGUAUUAAUUAUGUUCAUUAAUAUGAUGCUGUUUAAGUCUACACCACCGUUGGAAGGUUGCAAGGAGCAUAUGUUUGAGGCGCAAGAAUAUUUGCAAAUGGGUUUUGUUGCUAUUGCGCUAUUGUGUAUUCCAUGGAUGUUGUUUUCUAGACCGAUCUAUAUUCAUAUUAAUCGAAAGAAGAAGCUUCAAAUGGUGAAUCAGAAUGGAACAGGUGCAGACAGCUCUGGAGAACAUGGUGGUGGCGGUGGUGGGCAAGGACAUGAUGAUGAACCGAUGGGAGAGAUACUUAUUCAGCAAGCGAUCCAUACUAUUGAAUAUGUUCUUAGUACGAUUUCACAUACUGCUUCGUAUUUGCGCUUGUGGGCUUUAUCAUUGGCUCAUGCUCAACUUUCAGAAGUACUUUGGGGUCAAUUAUUUUCAAUAGCUUUCUUAAUACCAUCUUUCUAUGUUGGCCCACCAUUGAUAUUUUUACUAUUUAUUGCAUGGAGUUUUUUUACAAUAGCCAUUUUAGUUAUGAUGGAGGGUUUGUCGGCAUUUUUACAUACUUUGCGACUUCAUUGGGUUGAAUUUAUGAGUAAAAUCUAUGAAGGUGCUGGUUAUGCUUUUAUGCCAUUUAGUUUUCAAGCUAUUCUUAAAGCUGAUGAAGAAGAAGAUUAAAAUGACUAAUAUGUAUUUGUUUUGAUUGAAGUUAUUAAAUUAAAAAUAUGUACAUAGUUACUACUACUAUAUAAUGUUA
This is a messenger RNA of Episyrphus balteatus (marmalade hoverfly), 2722 nucleotides long. Its product is annotated as V-type proton ATPase 116 kDa subunit a 1-like. The record is from RefSeq and is a predicted model, not a curated record. Gene Ontology annotation, biological process: proton transmembrane transport; vacuolar acidification. Gene Ontology annotation, molecular function: proton-transporting ATPase activity, rotational mechanism; ATPase binding. The coding region runs from base 169 to 2643 and encodes 824 amino acids. Gene Ontology annotation, cellular component: vacuolar proton-transporting V-type ATPase, V0 domain; plasma membrane; vacuolar proton-transporting V-type ATPase complex. The transcript is spliced from 5 exons. Lineage: Eukaryota; Metazoa; Arthropoda; Insecta; Diptera; Syrphidae.